Molecule: messenger RNA, 1421 nt
Organism: Sphaeramia orbicularis (orbiculate cardinalfish)
Lineage: Eukaryota; Metazoa; Chordata; Actinopteri; Kurtiformes; Apogonidae
Gene: serpina10b
Product: serpin peptidase inhibitor, clade A (alpha-1 antiproteinase, antitrypsin), member 10b
Exons: 4
Coding region: 35-1234 (399 amino acids)
Biological process (GO): blood coagulation
Molecular function (GO): serine-type endopeptidase inhibitor activity
Source: RefSeq, a predicted model, not a curated record
GUGUUCAUCCAAGAAAAAAACGUUCGGAUACAAAAUGAAGGCGGGUUUUCCUUUAAUCCUCUACCUGUGCCUUCUUGUUCCUGUCCACCAAGCAACACUUCCAAGUGCUAACAUUUCUGAUCUAUCCCUCAAAAACAUGGACUUUGCGAUGAACCUUUACAGGAAAAUAUCCAGCUAUCACGACAAGAACAUCUUUUUCUCCCCCCUCAGUAUCUCCUCCAGUUUCGCUGCCCUCUUAAUGGGUUCUGAUGGUGUCACACAUGAGGAAAUACUGAAAGGACUGAACCUGGAGGAGCUGGAGGAUGAAAACCAGCCGGAACGGAUCCCACAGCUUUUCCAGCUUCUUCAUGAAGACAUCACACAGAAUGGUUCACUGAAACUAGACCAGAGCAUGGCCCUUUUUCUAAGCUCUCAGCUUGGCAUAGAGAAGACUUUUGAAGACCAGAUUAAGAAGUAUUUUGAUGCUGAAAUCAAAAGUGUGAAUUUUUCAGAUACAGAACACAGUGUCAACAUCAUCAAUGAGCAUAUUAAGGACAAGACUGAGGACAAAGUGAAAGACAUGAUCAAAACACUGGAUGAACAGACUCAACUCAUGUUAAUCAACACCAUUUUCUUUCGUGGUAACUGGGAGUUGCCUUUUAACCCCAAUUACACAGAAAGCGCCCCCUUUUUCAUUGACAACUAUAAUAUUGUGCAAGUGCCGAUGAUGUUUAAAGAGGAUAAGUUCUACACAAUGGAAGAUGUUCGCCUUGGUGCUAAAGUCCUGAAGCUACCGUACCAAGAAGGUGUGUCCAUGCUUAUCCUGCUACCCAACAAAGACAUGGACUACACUGUAAUUGAUGAUGAGAUUACAGCUGCGAGGUUUCGUGGCUGGAUCAAAAAUCUGUAUAAAACAAAACUGGACGUCAACAUGCCGAAAUUCCAGAUGGAGCAGUCAUACUCCCUGCACACACUUCUACCAGAUAUGGGUCUUUCCAGUAUCUUCAGUAAUUCAGCCAACUUGACAAAGCUGACAAAGGAUGAACGUCUCAAAGUCUCAGAGAUGCUGCACAAGGCUGUGAUUGAUGUGGAUGAAACAGGGACGACCGCAGCAGCUGCUACGACAGCUGGGAUUAUUCCAUACUCCUUACCCCGGUCCUUCAUCAUCAACAGGCCAUUUUUCUUCUUCAUUUACCAUGAAGACACAAACUGUCUCCUGUUCAUGGGUAGGGUGAUUGAUCCUACCCAAAACUAGGUACUACUGGAAUGGUUUAGUACUUGCAGCUGGACAUUCAGGUGUCUAAAAGCUUAUUUAGAUGCAUUUUUAGAUUUCAUCUUGGUUUUAAAUGUUUGUGCUUGCCUGUACUAUAAAAAGCCUACGUAUUCUUUAAUAAAGAACAUCCUUAAGUGUGCUCAAUCAUUUCAACCCUAAAGUAUUUCAA